Molecule: messenger RNA, 1185 nt
Organism: Solanum dulcamara
Lineage: Eukaryota; Viridiplantae; Streptophyta; Magnoliopsida; Solanales; Solanaceae
Product: probable calcium-binding protein CML18
Exons: 2
Coding region: 412-903 (163 amino acids)
Molecular function (GO): enzyme regulator activity; calcium ion binding
Source: RefSeq, a predicted model, not a curated record
UAUAAGAAGUUUCUUCCAGGGACAAAUGGGCAUAAUUCAUCUCCAGUUCAUUUGGGAAGUUGUCCAUAUUUUCUUUCAAUAUCGAUCCUACAAAUCUGUAUAGCCUUUCCUUGUAAUUCUACAAAUUCAUAGAAUUUGGUGGAUCCAUCCAUUACCAAAUCCAAGAGAAAAAAAUAAUACGAAAGUGACACAAAUUGAGCAGAGAGUAGUCAAAAGGUCAGUAGAACAACAAGAGAAAGAGGACGGCACGAAUAGCAGAAAAACGAGGAAACUCAAUUUGUAGAAUCGGCUUCUGAAAGACCCAAAUACCAUUUUCGAAGAAAAGAAGGAAAAGGGUAUCCAUUGAUAUUGUUUUUCAAGAAUAAUUCAAUCUGCAGAUCAACUGUUUGAUUUAUUGCUUGACAGAGAAAUAUGAGCAAUAAAGCACCUGUGAAGUUGGAUGAUGAGCAGUUGGCUGAACUGCGAGAAAUUUUCCGAUCAUUUGACAGAAACGAUGAUGGGAGUCUGACCCAACUCGAGCUUGGCGCGCUAUUGAGGUCCCUUGGUUUAAAACCAAGUCCUGAUCAGCUCGAAACGUUGCUACAAAAGGCGGAUAAAAACGACAAUGGCCUUGUUGAAUUCUCAGAGUUUGUAUCACUCGUUGCACCGGAACUUCUUCCAGCGAAGUCCCCUUACACAGAGGAGCAAUUGAAACAGCUUUUUAAGAUGUUUGAUAGGGAUGGAAAUGGUUAUAUUACAGCUGCAGAAUUGGCUCAUUCUAUGGCUAAGCUUGGACAUGCUUUGACUGCUGAAGAACUUACUGGGAUGAUCAGAGAAGCUGAUACUGAUGGAGAUGGCAGGAUCAGCUAUCAGGAAUUCAUUCAGGCGAUUUCUUCGGCUGCUUUUGAUAACUCUUGGGCUUGAUAGUUGAAUCUCCUUUUGGCCCCUAUUCUUAGCAAAGUAGAUGGAAAUGAGUGUUGUUGACAAAUGAAGAAGAAGAGAAUUUCAGAUGCAGAGAUGGUUUUGUCGUGCUUGCAUCUUUAAUGUAUUGCUUCUAUAUGUGAUUAGGGCUGGCAAAAUCAACCCAACCCAACCCGUUUAAGUUUGGGUUGGGUAUUGACCCGUCCAUUCAUUAGCUAAACUCAUUUCAACCCAUAAAAAAUUGGGUUGAUAUGUUACCCGAAUUGACUCAUGAGAAAUUUUUAA